AUGACUAGAGAUAACAUUCUUCUCAAACACACAACUCAACAAGCAGCUGAAUACUCCUACUUGGCUGCUUCUUCUCAUAAGACUAAUCAUAGACGAAAUUUUAUCAAAAAUGUUAAAUGGAAUCCUCCAAAUACCAGCUUUUACAAACUCAAUACAGAUGGAGCACAUUCAGCCACAACUGCUGGAAUUGUUGGAAUAAUUAGAAAUUUCAAAGUUGAAUGGAUAUUGGGCUUCUCAGGACCUGCACCAUGCGACUCAUCCAUCUCGGCAGAACUCUAUGCAUUAACCCAUGGCCUAAAAUUGGCAUAUGAAAACAACAUAAGUUCACUGGAGGUGGAUGCAAAGGAAGUUAUCAUGCUAUUACAAUCUGAUAAUGUUGCAUUCUCUAACAUGAUUAAUGAUUGCAGGUACUAUCUGGGCCAGCUAGGUAAUCCUGUAGUGCAACAUGCGUACAGAGAACAAAACAUGGUACAAGAUCAGCUAGCAAAGGCAAGCCACAAUUUUUGA
Molecule: messenger RNA, 507 nt
Organism: Nicotiana attenuata
Lineage: Eukaryota; Viridiplantae; Streptophyta; Magnoliopsida; Solanales; Solanaceae
Exons: 1
Coding region: 1-507 (168 amino acids)
Molecular function (GO): RNA-DNA hybrid ribonuclease activity; nucleic acid binding
Source: RefSeq, a predicted model, not a curated record